Molecule: messenger RNA, 11989 nt
Organism: Coregonus sp. 'balchen'
Lineage: Eukaryota; Metazoa; Chordata; Actinopteri; Salmoniformes; Salmonidae
Source: the annotation of a GenBank genome assembly
GUUACACGGAAUUCGGAGUGCGUCGAGUGGUGUGUGCCUUUUUAAUUGUGAGCUGAAGGGCAAAGGAUAUGAAGAACCGAUAAUGACAAAUCAAGAAACGUUCUCAAGGACAUUUUCUCUUUGUGGACUGCUCUGGCACCAUGAACUUCAUUAUCUUAUUCUCAAAAGAGGACAUAUUGCUUAAAGGAUAAGUCGCGGCGGUACAAGCGUCUUCAACGAAUCGUCAUCUAGGUUAUUUCUCAGGGACACCGCUGUGUAUAGGCUACGCAGUGUCAUGAAAUGUGCGUGCGGCAACGUACCUUAUGUGAUUCAAGACAGUCGUGUUGGAUCUUAAAUAAGGGAUAUUUGACCUAUUUAAACGUUUCUUAAGACAAGGAUACAAUAUUGCAAAAUUUCUUCUCAGGACUAUAAAUGGACGUGUAGUCACGCCACCCCUGACGCUCACACACAGACCGUUUCAUGGGUUUCCGAUCAACAAUGGGCGAACCUAACCGGUUUACAUACCCAGACCUCUGGCUUUGGAAUAUUGGGGGCCAUCAUUCAAAGUUCACACAACUCUCAGUAAAAUAGAGCAAACCGAAUUGAAAGUGAACGACUGAGAUUUAUUAAAAUAGGCUAUUUGUCAAUAGGCAUCAUAUCUGUGCGCUUGAUUGCCAAGAAUGAUUAUUGAUGGCAAUAUAUUUUAAAUUCUUACAUUGUAGCUAAUUACAUUGUGUAAUUGUUCAUUAAUUAAUUAAGUCACAGUUCAAUCAUUGGAGUGUUAGCCUACUCAUUUGCUAUAGACUCCGCUUCAUAAUUUAUCAUUUUUCACGUUCAUGCGUAACGGUAUGGGAAUGCCACCCGGGCUGUCAUUUCAUAUGAUCGAACAUAAGGACUACAGAUGGAAUAUUGAUUGAGGGGAGAGAAAAGCAAAUCACCAAUUAAUUGACCAACAUUUCCCAUGCCUUUUGGAGGACUGCACAAUGGGGAUUAUGCUUCAAGUUAUUUUAGGAAUGUUUCAGUUCCUCUUGCUCUCCAGAAUCCCCACGUCCCAUGCCAAGGUAUGUCAAAUAACUAACUACACUCUUAGACUAUUGUCUGCAUGGGAAUCUCAAGAGUUGAGAUUUUUGUAUUCCUUUGCACUGUAUUAUGCAACAAAGCAUCUGGUUUAGUUGAAGGGAAAGUAAAUAUAGGAAUAAAAUGAAUACAGUGAAGUACCAGUGAAAUAAAAGUAAAAAAAUAUUUAAUAAAAGUAUAAUAUUUUGAACUGAUUCUUGUGUAUACAUUUCCCACUUUUGGAGAUUACCCACAUGGUCAUUGAUAGUCUUGUUUAGAGAUUACCCCAUGGUCAUUGAUAGUCUUGUUUGGAGAUUACCCCCAUGGUCAUGUUUGGAGUUUACAAAGGUUUAUAGAAUUUUUGUGUAGCACCACUUGCUCUCUCCUAGACUCAUGUUGAUACAAUGUGGCACAACUAUGCCAGACUGAUGGGCUGUACUUUAUAACACAAGGCAGAUGUAGGCUACUGUACGUGAGUGACAUAUACAUUUUAGUUAUUUAGCAGACGCUCUUAUCCAGAGCAACUUACAUUUAGUGAGUGCAUACAUUAUUUUUUUAAUAUUGGGAAUUGAACCCACAACCCUGGGGUUGCAAACGCCAUGCUCUACCAACUGAGCUACAUCCCUGCCGGCCAUUCCCUCCCCUACCCUGGGCCAAUUGUGCACCGCCCCAUGGGUCUCCUUUCGCGGCCGGCUACAACAGAGACUGGAUUUUAACCAGGAUCUCUAGUGGCACAGCUAGCACUGCAAUGCAGUGCCUAAGACCACUGCGCCACUUGGGAGUACAGGGAUUUAUAAUAAUUUGCCAACACAGUAGUCUCCAUAGACUCUCAGACACACAACUCUUCACAUGGCAGAUAGGUUUUAUUUAUGUCUGGAGUCUUCAUAUCAAGAACAUGUAGUGCCCUGAUUGAGCUGCGUGGCCGUGGGAUAUAUCAGGUUGGAGGUCCUGGGAAUCAUCCUGGGAAUCAUGUUGCAUUGGGGCCCCCAUAUAUAUCUCUCUCUCACACACACACACAGUGUUAGUGGUCACAAUGGCUUUUUCUACUCGUCCCCCUGGGAAAGGCUGGGUUAAUGGUGGCAGUUAGAGGGGAUACGACUCUGAUGCUGCAGCUGGCAUUGUGUGGUCUGUUGCAAGAGCUUGGCUGGCACUGUUUAGAUUACGUGUGUGUGUGUGUUUGAGAGAGCGCAAGUGUGUGUGUGUGUCAGAGAGGGAGAGACAGAGAGAGUGAGAUUCUGCCAAUGCCUGUGUCGGACAGGAUAAGAUGCAACCAGACUGGGAGGGGAAUUGUCUCCUCUGGGAAAAUAAAUACAAGGAACACACACUUGGGGUGACAGUAUCAACUUCUUCUAGGGGCCAGUCUGUGGAGCUAUAGCCCACCCUACUUCUUCUAGGGGAUGUAGUGUACUGAUUGAUUUGUGAAAUGAAUGAAACACCAGUGUGAUCUGACAUGUUUCUUGUUGCGCAGUCACUUACAACAGUAAAAUGGCUAUGCACAUCGGUGAACUGAGAAUCAAACUGGGGGGGAUGGGUUGAAAUGGGGGCAAUUGGGCAAAGUCUACAUUCUCUCAGCAGUGGCCUUGGUCCACUCAGACCUAAUAACGGCGUUGUGUGUGUGGGCGUGUGUGUGUGUGAUAUGUGUGUGUGUGAGCGUGUUUCCGUGCUUGUGAGAGUGUGUGUGUGUGUGUGUGUGUGUAAACUACAUACACUGCUCAAAAAAAUAAAGGGAACACUAAAAUAACCCAUCCUAGAUCUGAAUGAAUUAAAUAAUCUUAUUAAAUACUUUUUUCUUUACAUAGUUGAAUGUGCUGACAACAAAAUCACACAAAAAUUAUCAAUGGAAAUCAAAUUUAUCAACCCAUGGAGGUCUGGAUUUGGAGUCACCCUCAAAAUUAAAGUGGAAAACCACACUACAGGCUGAUCCAACUUUGAUGUAAUGUCCUUAAAACAAGUCAAAAUGAGGCUCAGUAGUGUGUGUGGCCUCCACGUGCCUGUAUGACCUCCCUACAACGCCUGGGCAUGCUCCUGAUGAGGUGGCGGAUGGUCUCCUGAGGGGUCUCCUCCCAGACCUGGACUAAAGCAUCCGCCAACUCCUGGACAGUCUGUGGUGCAACGUGGCGUUGGUGGAUGGAGCGAGACAUGAUGUCCCAGAUGUGCUCAAUUGGAUUCAGGUCUGGGGAACGGGCGGGCCAGUCCAUAAAAUCAAUUCCUUCCUCUUGCAGGAACUGCUGACACACUCCAGCCACAUGAGGUCUAGCAUUGUCUUGCAUUAGGAGGAACCCAGGGGCAACCGCACCAGCAUAUGGUCUCACAAGGGGUCUGAGGAUCUCAUCUCGGUACCUAAUGGCAGUCAGGCUACCUCUGGCGAGCACAUGGAGGGCUGUGCGGCCCCCCCAAAGAAAUGCCACCCCACACCAUGACUGACCCACCGCCAAACCGGUCAUGCUGGAGGAUGUUGCAGGCAGCAGAACGUUCUCCACGGCGUCUCCAGACUCUGUCACGUCUGUCACAUGUGCUCAGUGUGAACCUGCUUUCAUCUGUGAAGAGCACAGGGCGCCAGUGGCGAAUUUGCCAAUCUUGGUGUUCUCUGGCAAAUGCCAAACGCCCUGCACGGUGUUGGGCUGUAAGCACAACCCCCACCUGUGGACGGCGGGCCCUCAUACCACCCUCAUGGAGUCUGUUUCUGACCGUUUGAGCAGACACAUGCACAUUUGUGGCCUGCUGGUGGUCAUUUUGCAGGGCUCUGGCAGUGCUCCUCCUGCUCCUCCUUGCACAAAGGCGGAGGUAGCAGUCCUGCUGCUGGGUUGUUGCCCUCCUACGGCCUCCUCCACGUCUCCUGGUGUACUGGCCUGUCUCCUGGUAGCGCCUCCAUGCUCUGGACACUACGCUGACAGACACAGCAAACCUUCUUGCCACAGCUCGCAUUGAUGUGCCAUCCUGGAUGAGCUGCACUACCUGAGCCACUUGUGUGGGUUGUAGACUCCGUCUCAUGCUACCAUUAGAGUGAAAGCACCGCCAGCAUUCAAAAGUGACCAAAACAUCAGCCAGGAAGCAUAGGAACUGAGAAGUGGUGUGUGGUCACCACCUGCAGAACCAGUCCUUUAUUGGGGGUGUCUUGCUAAUUACCUAUAAUUUCCACCUGUUGUCUAUUCCAUUUGCACAACAGCAUGUGAAAUGUAUUGUCAAUCAGUGUUGCUUCCUAAGUGGACAGUUUGAUUUCACAGAAGUGUGAUUGACUUGGAGUUACAUUGUGUUGUUUAAGUGUUCCCUUUAUUUUUUUGAGCAGUGUAGUAUUUAUUUUGUGUGUUAUUCACCUGGCUAAGGUAUUUGAUGUCAGUGUAGAGCGUGUGAGUGUAGUAGGGGCUCUGAGGUACUAGGGGCUGUGAGGUACUAGGGGCUGUGAGGUACUAGGGGCUCUGAGGUACUAGGAGCUGUGAGGUACUAGGGGCUGUGCAGUACUAGGGGCUGUGAGGUACUAGGGGCUGUGAGGUACUAGGGGCUGUGAGUGUAGUAGGGGCUCUGAGGUACUAGGGGCUGUGAGGUACUAGGGGCUGUGAGGUACUAGGGGCUGUGAGGUACUAGGGGCUCUGAGGUACUAGGAGCUGUGAGGUACUAGGGGCUGUGCAGUACUAGGGGCUGUGAGGUACUAGGGGCUCUGAGGUACUAGGAGCUGUGAGGUACUAGGGGCUCUCAGGUACUAGGAGCUGUGAGGUACUAGGGGCUGUGCAGUACUAGGGGCUGUGAGGUACUAGGGGCUGUGAGGUACUAGGGGCUGUGAGGUACUAGGGACUCUGAGGUACUAGGAGCUGUGAGGUACUAGGGGCUGUGCAGUACUAGGGGCUGUGAGGUACUAGGGGCAGUGAGGUACUAGGGGCUGUGAGGUACUAGGGGCUGUGAGGUACUAGGGGCUCUGAGGUACUAGGAGUUGUGCGGUAUUAGGGGCUGUGAGGUACUAGGGGCUCUGAGGUACUAGGGACUGUGAGGUACUAGGGGCUGUGAGGUACUAGGGGCUGUGAGGUACUAGGGGCUGUGAGGUACUAGGAGUUGUGCGGUACUAGGGGCUGUGAGGUACUAGGGGCUGUGAGGUACUAGGGGCUGUGAGGUACUAGGGGCUGUGAGGUACUAGGGGCUGUGAGGUACUAGGAGUUGUGCGGUACUAGGGGCUGUGAGGUACUAGGGGCUGUGAGGUACUAGGGGCUGUGAGGUACUAGGGGCUGUGAGGUACUAGGGGCUGUGCGGUACUAGGGGCUGUGCGGUACUAGGGUCCCUCACUGUAUAUAAGGUUAAAAACAUACAGUGAUUUCCUACCUAACACCAGGGAUGUAGUGCUCCCGUAGUGCGGGGGAGUGGCGCUCCCUUACUUUUUUGAGAAUACAUGGAGCUGGUAGAAAUAUUUCAGGAAAAAUAAUUCUGAUAAAUUAUAUUUAAUUACCACUGAUUUCCAUGAAAACAAUAGAAUGACAAACUAUAUAAAUACUGUAUGUAGGCUAUAGCAGCCUGUAGGUAGGAAAGGGGUGGUUUCUUCCCAGUCUUGGCGGUGGUACGAAUGAUGAAUAACUGUAGCAUGAUUAGAGGGUGGCGGGGGCCGUUGGUCGGAGGCUUGACCACUUUGAGUGGGCCAAAUCUGAUGUAACAAGAACUGCCACAGACAGAAAACUCCAGGGGUUGCUAAAACGUCUGUCCUCAAAACAGUUUGUUAUGGAAUGUUGCUCAUGUACGACGCACUUGAACUCGCCCUGCUGUCCAGAUGCUUAGCUUACAGGAACGUACCACCUCUAUUGCGUAUGCAGACAAACUGAUCCACCAUAUGAACCUUAUCAUCACACCAAUGAGAUCUAGGAUCCAAAUUCACUGUGUGUCUGCCUUGAUGUUCAUAAAACUCCACAGACCCCAUCUUGUGCAGUGGAACCCAGAACGAUAUGUGACCACUUGGUUAUGGUGCUGUCCUUUCAGCACCACUAUUCGAAGGGACCUCAAACCGCUUAAAAUAACCCUCAUCAUCAAGAUCUGUUGCCGACGCCUAAUAGUUCUACUCAGUGGCUAAUCUGCCUUUGCCAUCGAUACUAUUGGCAAAUUUACAAUUGCUUGAUAAUAAAGUGGACGAACUACAGGCACAAAUAUCCUAACAACGGGUUAUUCAAAACUGUAAUAUCUUAUGUUUCACCGAGUCGUGGCUGAACAAAGACAUGAAUAACAUACAGCUGGCGGGUUAUACACUGUAUCGGCAGGAUAGAACGGCAGCCUCUGGUAAGACAAGGGGUGGCGGUCUAUGUAUAUUUGUAAACAACAGCUGGUGCACGAUAUCUAAGGAAGUCUCGAGGUUUUGCUCGCCUGAGGUAGAGUAUCUCAUGAUAAGCUGUAGACCACACUAUCUACCAAGAGUGUUUUCAUCUAUAUUCUUCGUAACUGACUAUUUACCACCACAAACCGAUGCUGGCACUAAGAUCGCACUCAAUGAACUGUAUACGGCCAUAAGCAAACAGGAAAACGCUCAUCCAGAGCCGGCGCUCCUAGUGGCCGGGGACUUAAAUCUGUUUUACCUCAUUUCUACCAGCAUGUUAAAUGUGCAACCAGAGGGAAAAAAACUCUAGACCACCUUUACUCCACACACAGAGACGCGUACAAAGCUCUCCUUCGCCCUCCAUUUGGUAAAUCUGACCAUAAUUAUAUCCUUCUGAUUCCUGCUUACAAGCAAAAACUAAAGCAGGAAGCACCAGUGACUCAGUCAAUAAAAAAGUUGUCAGAUGAAGCAGAUGCUAAGCUACAGGACUGUUUUGCUAGCACAGACUGGAAUAUGUUCCAGGAUUCUUCCGAUGGCAUUGAGGAGUACACCACAUCAGUCACUGGCUUCAUCAAUAAGUGCAUCGAUGACGUCGUCCCAACAGUGACUGUACGUACAUACCCCAACCAGAAGCCAUGGAUUACAGGCAACAUCCGCACUGAGCUAAAGGGUAGAGCUGCCACUUUCAAGGAGCGGGACUCUAACCCGGAAGCUUAUAAGAAAUCCCGCUAUGCCCUCCGACGAACCAUCAAACAGGCAAAGCGUCAAUACAGGACUAAGAUCGAAUCGUACCACAUCGGCUCCGACACUCGUCGGAUGUGGCAGGGCUUGCAAACUAUUACAGACUACAAAGGGAAGCACAGCCGCGAGCUGCCCAGUGACACGAGCCUACCAGACGAGCUAAAUUACUUCUAUGCUCGCUUCGAGGCAAGUAACACUGAAACAUGCAUGAGAGCAUCAGCUGUUCUGGACGACUGUGUGAUCAUGCUCUCUGUAGCCAAUGUGAGUAAGACCUUCAAACAGGUCAACAUUCACAAGGCCACAGGGCCAGACGGAUUACCAGGACGUGUACUCAGAGCAUGCGCUGACCAACAGGCAAGUGUCUUCACUGACAUUUUCAACCUCUCCCUGUCUGAGUCUGUAAUACCAACAUGUUUCAAGCAGACCACCAUAGUCCCUGUGCCCAAGAACACUAAGGUAACCUGCCUAAAUGACUACCGACCAGUAGCGCUCACGUCUGUAGCCAUGUAGUGCUUUGAAAGGCUGGUCAUGGCUGACAUCAACACCAUUAUCCCAGAAACCCUAGACCCACUCCAAUUUGCAUACCGCCCCAACAGAUCCACUCACUCCACACUGCCCUUUCACACCUGGACAAAAGGAACACCUAUGUGAGAAUGUUGUUAAUUGACUACAGCUCAGCGUUCAACACCAUAGUAGCCUCAAAGCUCAUCACUAAGCUAAGGACUCUGGGACUAAACACCUCCCUCUGCAACUGGAUCCUGGACUUCCUGACGGGCCGCCCCCAGGUGGUAAGGGUAGGUAACAACACAUCUGCCACGCUGAUCCGCAACAGUGGGAGCCCCUCAGGGGUGCGUGCUCAGUCCCCUCCUGUACUCCCUGUUCACUCAUGACUGCAUGGCCAGACACGACUCCAACACCAUCAUUAAGUUUGCCGAUGACACAACAGUGUUAGGGCUGAUCACCGACAAUGACGAGACAGCCUAUAGGGAGGAGGUCAGAGACCUGGCCGUGUGGUGCCAGGACAACAACCUCUCCCUCAACGUGAUCAAGACAAAUGAGAUGAUUGUGGACUACAGGAAAAGGAAGAGGACCGAGCACGCCCCCAUUCUCAUCGACAGGGCUGUAGUGGAGCAGGUUGAGAGUUUCAAGUUCCUUUGUGUCCACAUCACCAACAAACUAACAUGGUCCAAGCACACCAAGACAGUCAUGAAGAGGGCACGACAAAUCCUAUUCCCCCUAAGGAGACUGAAAAGAUUUGGCAUGGGUCCUCAGAUCCUCAAAAGGUUCUACAGCUGCACCUUCGAGAGCAUCUUAACUGGUUGCAUCACUGCCUGGUAUGGCACCUGCUCUGCCUCCAACCGCAAGGCACUAAAGAGAGUAGUGCGUAUGGCCCAGUACAUCACUGGGGUCAAGCUUCCUGCCAUCCAGGACCUCUAUACCAGGUGGUGUCAGAGGAAGGCCCUAAAAAUUGUCAAAGACUCCAGCCACCCUAGUCAUAGACUGUUCUCUCUGCUACCGCAUGGCAAGCGGUACCGGAGCGCCAAGUCUAGGUCCAAGAGGCUUCUAAACAGCUUCUACCCCCAAGCCAUAAGACUCCUGAACAUCUAAUCAAAUGGCUACCCAUACUAUUUGCAUUCAAACCAAAUAUCAUCGCAUAUGCUGUAGCAUAGUUACAUCAAAAACACCUCUAUAGUCAUUUCUUAUCCGAGGGCGUUCAAAACUCAACAGUGCGCGCCACUAGGCAGGAUAUACGCUUUGAUUAAAACAAAAUAGGCCUACAAGAAAGGCUAAUAGUUUGUAAGCACCAUCUGCAUUAAUUCGCUCACGAAACAGUAAUUCAAGAAGAUCUAAAUGCAUAUUCCCAUGAAACUGCUUGAGAUCAAAUGAUUGGGAUGGAGACGCAGUUUGGACAUUUCACUGGUAAAAUGUGAAGAAUUAUCAUUCACGAUUGACAGUCAUGAUGGCCUAUUUUGAAAUUAAGUUUGCCUAACUUGGUGUUUGAGGGUAUUCAAAAUCUAAAGUUUUCUUGAGACAAUAUGUGUGGGCCUAGGCAGACGUUGGAAUUGGAGGAUUCAUUUUGUGUAUAUUCUAUAAUGAUAUUCAAUAGGCUACAUCUGUCUGUGCAAACUUUGAAUGAGAAAUGAUUACGUCAUUUUUAAAUAAAAAAAUGGCGCUCCCUCACCUGAAGAAAUAGCACUACACCACUGCCUGACACAUGUCUUCUUCUGUCACUCUUAUCUUCCAGCUAGCCCACUGGAGACCUGCAGACACCACCCCAAAAUCCAGAGAAGGUACUUCCUCUUCCCCCUGUGAUAAUCCCACCAGCAUAUGUGAACAGUCUGAUGAUGAGUAACUAUGUGUGUAUAAAUAACAGAUGUGAGAGUCAUAAAGUAAGAAUGAAUACAUUGACUAUAUUUGUGAUGUGUAGUGACCUUGUCAAACUUAUGCAUCUGAAAUGUCUCUCUCUCUCCCUCUCUCUCUCCCUCUCUCUCUCUCUCUCUCUCUCUCUCUCUCUCUCUCUCUCCUCUCUCUUCCUCUCUCUCUCUCUCUCUCUCUCUCUCCCUCCCUCCAGUGCGUCGGUGGUUGGAGGUGUACUCUCGUAGUGUCUGUGAGCCCAGGGAUACCAUGGUGGAGGUGUGGCAGGAGUUGCCGGGAGAGACGCAUCACCUCUUCAUGCCCUCCUGUGUGUCGGUCCGCCGCUGUGGCGGAUGCUGCUCCGACGAGGCACUGGAGUGUGUGCCCUCACUCACACAAACUAUCACCAUGGAGGUACACACACACAUACACACACACAUACACACACACAGAAUGAUUAGUAACUGUAGUUUGUGUCUUUGUCCUUUGCAGCUAAUGAAGACCUCCUUUAUGAAGCAUGAGCUCAUCGAGCUGGACUUCGUUGAGCACAGCCAGUGUGAGUGCAGGUGAGCACACACACACACACACACACACACACACACACACACACACACACACACACACACAUACAGUCUAUGCAUGAAUGUAUUCUCUCAUUGUGUGUCCUCACAUAAUCUCUCUCCCUGUAGACUAAAAGAGGAUCUUCGAUCAGCCCCUACCAGGUACAGUACUGUAUGUAUGUGGCUGUCUGUGUACAUUUAUAGUAUUUCUGAGAAGAUACUCUUGUAAAUGUUAAUUUUACGUGUCCUAAACUGUUUAUAUGAAGGGUGCUGUGCUGAGCUGUAGAAAGUUAUGAUUUGUGUAAAACUGAAGUGAGGCUAAGGCUUUUGACCAUACAGAGGGAGAACUACUUUUGCUCUGUCACAUGUUUGGAGCCCCAGCCCACCCCUGACCCAGUGGCAGACUGACUAGCUGGUCUUAGACCAACAGAGCUGGACAGAGGUCAAGGCCCACAGAGAGGAAAGUUAGGGAAAGAGCGAGAACAGGGGGAUAGAGGGAAAUAGUGAAUAGAGUGAAAGCUAGAAAGGGAGACGGAGGCAGACAUUUUAUUUUCUAAUAAGGCUGUUGGACUCUAAUAAGGCAUUUAACUCAGAAAGUCUGUAAUGUAUCUAUUUAGAUUUUGAUCUGCUAUUGUGACGAAUUGUUGUUUGACACAGAUGUAUGUCUCUGACUAACAGGCCUGCAAAGCCUCUGAGGAAAAAGAAACGGGAGAGAGGAAAAUCCAAAAGAAAGAAAAGUGGAGCUAUCAAAACCACGUAAGUUCAACUUAACAUGCAACUCAUACAGGCGCCUCAAAAUAAUUAACACGUCAGUUGUUGCUUCUUUCUCCAUUUAUAACGCUAUAAUUUAAAAGCUUUAUCACGAGUCUAAGAAAGUGUCUGUUUCUCUGCGGGUAGGUGUGUUCCUGCACACACACAUCAUUCCCAGAAAAUCGCUCCACCCAGAGAGCGGAAAGAGAGAAUUCAGUCCUUAUUUUUCAUCCCUUUUCAUCAAUUCUCCUCAUCAUACUGCUGUCAGUUAGUUCACUCAGUGUCUCUCAGGCCCGUCCAUCACUCAGAUCAGAAAGCCACUGGUGUCUGUUUUAAGGUGCUGUAAUUAUUUUAAAUUAAGUGACUGUUCUCUUUACCCCCCCCAGACCCUCCUCUCCCCCCACUAUCCCCUCUCCUCUCCCUACCACCCUGUCUUCCUUGCCAGGCCCUCGAUGUACCCCCUGUCCUGGGAGGAAGUGGACGCUCGAUUUGCAGUCUUGUCGGUGUCGCUGCAACGUGACCGCAAAGAGCUGCAGUCAGAAAGGGAGGAGACUCAACCAGCACCUCUGCAGGUCAGUGUCCAGUGACAGCAAACCAUCAUCAGAACCAGAGCCAUAGAAGAAGUGCUCUGACCACUACCACAGAUAAAGUACCAACUGUGACCAUGCAUCACAACCACAUUCAACAUGGCUAAACCACAACCAAACAUUACGCAUUUGAUCAAUCUGAUCUGAACUCUCUCUCUUGUUUCUUUUUGUUUUAGAUGUGAGGCCAUAAGGCGGUGAUGCUCUCUUUCUACUCUCUCUCUUUGUCACCGCUGGUUCCAAUGUCACUCUCAGCCAUGCUUAGCGCAAUCCUGGGUACCUCUCUGUUAGGGGUGGGGUGGGGAAGCAUAUCCCUAAGUACUCCCUUCUGUGUCCCUCCUUGUCCUCCAGAAACUUCAAGGCAGUGCAGUAUUACAACGUAAAUAUAUAUAUACAUGUGCACCAACUGUGUCUAGAUCUGUAUCUGUAUAUGUGCAGUCAGUCUCAUCAUCCCACAGCUUCUUCAGGCACUUAGCUACCAUCGUCCAGUCAACAGGUUUAUAAACGCUCUCUCCUUCACAAGGGUAAAUGAUGGGACCAAAUGUAAAGCACAGUUUAAAUGUCCAAUAUCAUGAGGGCGAUGUGAGGCAGUGGGUGGCCAGGACGUUAGUUGUAGAACAGCCAGAAUUCAACACUCACACCUCCGCUUCUGUAUGAGACAUUGGGACUUUGGAACAUGAAGA